Angiostrongylus costaricensis is the source of this 744-nucleotide messenger RNA. The record is from the annotation of a GenBank genome assembly. Lineage: Eukaryota; Metazoa; Nematoda; Chromadorea; Rhabditida; Metastrongylidae.
AUGAGUUUGUCCAUGAACAUCGGUUCAUUCGAACAACUUACAACCCGAAUCGGACGUACACGAUUGAAGAGAUGUGGAUCAACACCGGCUAUGAGAGUCUUCGUCGUUUACGCGCCGACAUCAAACUAUGACGAAGAGGAGAUCGAAGCGUCCUAUAUGGACUUGGAGAAGAUCUACAGAGAAGACCACACUUUCUUCAAGGUCAUCAAUGGAGAUUUCAACGCUAAGAUUGGACCAAGAAGAACGUUUGAAGAACGUCACAGUGGAACCCACGGAUUAGAAUGGAAUGAACAGGGUGAGCAGCCGUCUGGGUUGAUCGUGGCGACCAAGACCAUCCAUGGUAACCCGCAAUUCCAGAAGCCCCACCUUCAACGCUGGACGUGGGAGUCUUCCAGUGGAGAGUACCAUAACAAAAUAGACCACAUUGUAGUAAACCGAAGGUUUUACCUAACCGGUGGCGCUGUUGUCCCAAGAUUCUACAUGGGAUUAGAUUGUCGCCGCCUUCACGCAAGAUUCUAUUUUUCGCGGAAAGGAGAAGAAGCCGCUAAAUUCAAAAACCGAAGUGCCAAAACCACCAUAAACUGGGAUAUAUUCAAUUUAUUAGUCGGUUGUUGGAAAGAUGCCGUUACAGACAACAUCGACGAGGAAUGCGAUCGGCUCAUUCAACACCUUCACGUUAGCGCUAUGAGAGCUGAGGGUUCGACAGUCACCAAGAGAAGUCUCUGUAGGAAACUUCUCUAUUGA